Molecule: messenger RNA, 1017 nt
Organism: Phascolarctos cinereus (koala)
Lineage: Eukaryota; Metazoa; Chordata; Mammalia; Diprotodontia; Phascolarctidae
Product: epididymal secretory protein E3-beta-like
Source: RefSeq, a predicted model, not a curated record
UCUCUCUUGAGUGCUCAUGGGACUCUGCCCAGAAUUCAUCUUUGCAAAGGAUUUCACUUUUCAUGGAGUUUCUAAAGGUGGCCCUGGUGGAUAAGAUGGCAUCUGUUUUGAAUGGCACAGGCCCUGUCUUGUUGAUGCUGCUUCCUCUGUGGGUGCUUCCUGGAUACUCUGAAGACCUAGCCUGGCAAGAGUUCAUGAAGCAACACCAUCUCAGCCUGGGCCUGGAUUUCAGCCAGCUGAGCUGUGAAGGUCUUAUGGGUGCCAUUGGCUCUCUGAAGGGCAAAGCCUCCCAUACUUUCAUCUAUGCUAUUUGGAGCCAGAUAGAAGAUAUAUGCUAUAGGGAUGGGUUAGAUCGCUAUGAGAAUGUACGAGUAUGGAGCAAGGAACCCUUCAAAAUCCUUACCUGUGAGCAGUUGGAGUCUGGUCAAGGCUACAGGGGCACCAGCAGCUAUAGCUAUUUAGAACUCCACUGUGGCCUGAGUGGAUUCCCUGUGAGCCUAGAGGACACCAAGGUGAAGAGGAAAAUUUCAAACUAGGGGGCUGUCUCUACUUAUGCCGCAAGCUGAAGUUCCCUGGAUAAUAGAGGCUAUUGGCCGCCUGGGCUUAUGUUUUCCUGUCCAGCCCAAGGAUUGAACACUGAAUAAGUUUACUGAAGUUAGUAGUUUAUUUCUCAACAAUGGAAAGAAUCUGAGCCACCACAUCACCCUACCCUCUAAACUAUUUCCCCCCCCCUCCACACACACACCUUUCCUUCACCCCCAAUCACCAAAGGAAGAGAGGAUCGAAAGGCUAAGAAAUUGGAACAGAGAUAUCAGAUAUCAGAAGGGCAGAGAUUCAUUCCUCACCUCAUAAAAGUGGUGCAAGGUAGAGACAUUCAUAAAGGAAAAGGAUCCAGCAAGUUCUAAUCAAGUUUUUCUCCCUGAGAGAUAUAAGGCAGGAGAGGGACUUAGGAUAGUUGGGGGAGAUGGCAAAAUGAUUAGGAGAGAACAGAACUUUUCUUCUAAUCAGAUCUACCAA